AUGCCAGUAUUCAAUUUCAAGUCUGAGACCGCCAGGGAGGCGUCGCCCUUGAUCACGGCUCUAAGGAUUACCGCUGCAUUUCCGUACGUCCACCGACUCGGACAGCCAUGGCUGCAGACGCGCCAGAAUUCUGGCCAUCUCGACGAGCUGCCUUUCCUUACCUGGUCCCAGGCCUUAUCUUUCGGACCCUUCGACCUCAAGUCCAAGUCUCGCGACUGGCAGUCCAACUGCUUCCGAGGAGGCGUCGCCCUUAAAUACGGCUCCGAAGAAUCUGGGACGUCUCAUGCCCAGACUUCUGUCCGCCUCGCCUUCCUUUCCUUCCGAGACCCGAAGCCCAAGUCCUGCGGGUACUUCAACAGCUUCCUGGUCCCUGAGCCUUCCCAGACCUCAAAUGAACGCACAGAGCCAAACCCCAGUACUCGAACACACGGUGGCCAGCAUCUAUCCACCAGCAAGGCGAACUUCUGUACCGCCGUUAAUAACGGCUCCGAAGAAGCAUUAAUCUGGCCUUAA
Messenger RNA from Cyclocybe aegerita, 513 nucleotides. The record is from the annotation of a GenBank genome assembly. NCBI's taxonomy places the organism in Eukaryota, Fungi, Basidiomycota, Agaricomycetes, Agaricales, Hemipholiotaceae.